UUGGAGAGGAAAUACCAGCAGCCUCCGUAGAAGUCAAAUUUUUGUUAAAUUUUUAUGGAUAAAGUUUGUGUUCCUUAUCAGAAACAUGGCUAAAGUCAACAUAAGCAACGUAGUUGUUUUAGAUAACCCAUCUCCUUUCCUGAAUCCAUUCCAAUUUGAAAUUACCUUUGAGUGUUCGGAAGAUCUUCCCGAGGAUCUUGAAUGGAAGAUCAUCUAUGUGGGUUGUGCAGAGAGUAUGGACUAUGACCAGGUCUUGGACUCUGUUCUUGUAGGGCCUGUACCUGGGGGACGUCAUAUGUUUGUUUUUCAGGCACGGUCACCUGACAUUAGCAAAAUCCCAAACGAAGAAGUUGUCGGUGUCACCGUAGUUUUACUGACCUGCUCAUACAGAAACAAGGAAUUUAUCCGAGUCGGCUAUUACCUUAACAACGAAUAUGCCGACCCUGAAUUAAAGGAGUCUCCUCCAGCUGUCCCUGUUUAUGAAAAAUUACAAAGAAAUAUUCUUGCCACAAAUCCAAGAGUGACACGGUUUAAGAUAGAUUGGGAUGGUAACCUAGGAGACGAGAACUGCCCACCAUCUCAAAAUACAGAGUCAGAGUCAAACCAGAUGAUAGAGAGGGGACCUGUGCCAGAAAACAUCAAGGCUGCAUUAACGGGCGACAGUAACAGCUUUAACAUGGAGGUGGGCAUGUGAGGUGGCAGCCAUAUAUACUACACUAGUCCUGUCCCACACGUGAACAGGGGUGUGACCAGAUAAGGGGCCUCACCUAGGACUAUUCCCUUUCAUUUACUUGCUCAGUGAAGGAGAAACUGGUGGAAACAGUUUGAAGAGGGCAAACACAGCAAUGGCAUUGUGCUGAGGUUCUGUGUAGACUACAAACAGAACACCUAUCCACCAGCAACAUAUUGUGCAGUGAAGAUCUGCUGGUGAAGCUUCAGGCUGGGAAGUUGUAUGUCGUUCAAUGGCAGGAUGACUGCUCAAAGAUGAAAACUGAAAUAAAUGAUUCUUCUAUCAUGUAGUGCUGAAAUGGUUACUGACAAAAAGCAGCAAGUUGGAGGCAGGUGAUGUAUGAGCUUAUGGGGAUACACAGAUUUUAGUCUACCUCAGAAAUUGUCUCCCUCUGUCAGUCACAGAUGCUGACACAAACUCUUAUGCCAUUUGAUUGAUGUCAUAGUGCUAUUAGGCAAGUUCAUUUCUUAUUGUAUUGUGCCCGUAUCUGCAUGUAAAGCAAACUAGGGAAUUCACUUCUCAGAGUAAAUUGUCUUGCUUAUGUCAUUGUGUGGUAAAUUUUGAAAUACGAAAGGUGUGAUCGAAGUA
Molecule: messenger RNA, 1318 nt
Organism: Liolophura sinensis
Lineage: Eukaryota; Metazoa; Mollusca; Polyplacophora; Chitonida; Chitonidae
Product: histone chaperone asf1b-B-like
Exons: 4
Coding region: 86-694 (202 amino acids)
Biological process (GO): DNA replication-dependent chromatin assembly
Cellular component (GO): nucleus; chromatin
Molecular function (GO): histone binding
Source: RefSeq, a predicted model, not a curated record